UUAGAGGGAGUGGUUCGAUAAUGCAGCAGCCAGCGCCAGCAGCCGAAGGGUUAAACCGGCGAGGCUGUCGUUGGACGCGCCAUCCAACCGGGCUGCGUCGCUAGGGAGAGACGAGCUGCUGGUGGAGGAGCAACAGAUCUCCAGCUGCAAAACAACCCCACAUCUGGCACGCGAGCGGAGCGAUUUGGAGCAGCGCGAAGCGGCUGGCUAUUUCAAUGCGUGAUUUCAAGGCGCGACUGCGUCCUUCUCGGGCUUCCUCGUCUUGCUGCGCGGAGAAGAGGAAAAGUUGCCAGGGAUAGUUGAGGGCUCGGACGUUUCACAGUUCGGAUGAGAUCCAUCUGGGAUUUGGUGAGAGGUGACACGUUCCCCCGGGCGCAGUGGUCCUCGCUGUAGGCCCGCGCACUGCCGUGCGUAAUCAGCCAAUCUUCUGCCGCUCUUUUCUUUUCUUUUCUUUACCGGCAGCAUCUUGCGUGUUAAUGGUCGAGACGUGAGUGCAACACCUGGAGGCGUCAGCUCGAGUCUCCACAUUUGAAAACGCAGCUCUGCGUUUUCGUCGCGGCACCAGGCCGAGUUUUGCAACAGGUGGUUUCCACGGAGCGUCUCACUCCGGCGCUCGUCUGGACGACUCGGCUGUUGCGCGUGGACGAUGUGUCACACGGGCCAUUCGGAGGACGCUCCGAGGCGAGGGCCCGCCGGCCGCUGAUUCUCUGAUCCUCGCACCGGGGGGCAACAGUUCGUGGCGGAGGUGAGGGACGCGGCCGAGGGGGUCUCUGCUUCCAAAUGAUCAGCUCGGUGUGCGUGUCGUCUUACCGCGGGCGCAAGUCGGGCAACAAACCGCCGUCCAAAACAUGUCUGAAGGAGGAGAUGGCCAGGGGCGAAGACUCGGACAAGAUCGUCAUCAACGUGGGCGGCACGCGGCACGAGACGUACAAGAGCACCCUGCGCACGCUGCCGGGGACCCGCCUGGCGUGGCUGGCGGACCCGGACCCGCGGGUCGCCUCCGACCCGGACGCUGCGCCCGCGAGUGCCGCCGAGUUCUUCUUCGACAGACACCCGGGCAUCUUCGCCUACGUGCUCAACUACUACCGGACCGGCAAGCUGCACUGCCCGGCGGACGUGUGCGGCCCGCUGUUCGAGGAGGAGCUGGCGUUCUGGGGGAUCGACGAGACGGACGUGGAGCCGUGCUGCUGGAUGACCUACCGGCAGCACCGGGACGCCGAGGAGGCCCUGGAGAUCUUCGAACCGCCGGACCCGGACGACACCGACGACGACAGGGAGAUGCCGCGGCGCUUCGGCAUCGAGGACGGCCCCGACCGGUCGAGGGGCUGCUGCGAAGUUUGGCAGCCGAAGAUCUGGGCCCUGUUCGACGACCCGUACUCCUCCAGAGCGGCCAGGGGAGUUGCCUUGGCCUCUCUCUUCUUCAUCCUGGUGUCCAUCACCACUUUCUGCCUGGAGACCCACGAAGCCUUCAAUGACCUGCAGAACCGGACGGAGCAGGUUGUCGUGGGCAACGUCACACAUUCAGUGGAGAGGAGAGAGAUGGUGACCAAGCCCAUCCUCACACUGGUAGAGGGCGUGUGUGUGACCUGGUUCACAUUUGAAUUCCUGGUGCGUAUCGUCUGCUGCCCAAACAAGGUGGUCUUCAUCAGGAGCUCACUCAACAUUAUUGACCUUGUGGCCAUCCUGCCCUUCUACCUGGAGAUCGGCCUGAGUGGGCUGUCAUCCAAAGCUGCCAGUGACGUGCUGGGCUUCCUCCGAGUGGUGCGGUUUGUUCGGAUCCUCCGGAUCUUCAAACUGACGCGGCACUUUGUCGGCCUGCGCGUGCUGGGCCACACGCUGAAGGCCAGUGUCAAUGAAUUCCUCCUGCUCAUAAUCUUUUUGGCACUGGGCGUUCUCAUCUUCGCCACCAUGAUUUACUACGCCGAGCGUAUCGGAGCCAGGCCCGACGACCCCACCGGCUCCAACCACACACACUUCAAGAACAUCCCCAUCAGCUUCUGGUGGGCAGUGGUUACCAUGACAACACUGGGCUACGGAGACAUGUACCCAAAGACGUGGCUGGGCAUGAUGGUGGGGGCGCUGUGCGCACUGGCUGGGGUGCUGACCAUCGCCAUGCCAGUCCCCGUUAUCGUCAAUAACUUUGGGAUGUACUACUCGCUGGCUAUGGCCAAACAGAAACUGCCAAAGAAGAAGAAGAAGCACAACCCGAACCCGGACGCUCCGACUGACUCGGCCUCGCUGGGGAAGUCGGACACAAACUCACACAGAGACAGCACGCAGAGUGACACAUGUCCGCUGGCUGCUGAAGAGAGUGUCUGCAGGAACCGAUCAGAUUCCAAACAGAAUGGGGAUGCAAAUGUGGCCCUUUCAGAGGAGGAAGGCUGCAGCCUGACCCAGCCGCUGUCUCCCAGUGAAAAGUGGUCCCUGCGGUGCACCCGAGGCCGAGACAAGACUAAGAAAGAGGCCACCUGCUUCCUCCUAACCCCAGGAGACCCCGGUGUCCAUACUGACAGCUGUAAAGACUUCCUCGCUGCCACUGGAAACUACGCACAGCCCGAGGUCACCACUCUGACCUGAUGCCGAUUGGCCACGAAAAAGGAGGAAGAGCGUGAAGUCCGUUCUGUGCAGAGAUUCUCCCCGAUUUCGUUUCCGUCCUGAAUAAAUUGCAGACCAGAUUAUUUCUAUUUGGGACAAGAUCUUCUGUUUUUGUUUAUCAUUUAUUCACCUGUGGCAAAAAAAUCAGCUGUAAAGCUGUAGUUACUCUCAUUUCCAUGUUACAGAGCAUUUUGCACAUACUGCAUGAUCUAUUAUUGAGAAAUGUGCUGUAGCGUUAAUACACUUAUCAAUACAUGUCAUUGCUUUUCACUCAUCAAACGGGGUUCAGCAACAUUUCAAUCCGGAUCUAAUGACAGACCAGGAUUUGGUCACUGUCAAUCAAAUCGGAUCAAACUCCACCCACAGUGUCAUGAUGAAGCUUAUUAGCAGCGUUUUUGGGGGCUUAAACUCAUGUUUUUCACACAAAUUUACUCAUGAAUGUUUAAUGUUAUAGAGGAAGGCUUAAGAUUUUUCUGUUUUAACUACCUGAAAAUUUUUUUGCUCAUUGUAUAAUGCUUUUGUUUGUGUGUUUGUCCUUUCAUGUUUGUAGUAAUAUGUACAGAAAGAGCCACUUUGUGUUCUUUUUGGAUCUCAAAAAAACGUUAUUGUCAUUUGGAUGAUCGUCUUAUACCCAUGAAUGUUGUAAACUGUCCAAUAAGAACACCCAAACAACUAUGUAAUAUGAGUUUGUACAGGAAAACUGUUACUGUGAACUAGGAAUAGGUGAAAACUUGAAAUCAUUGUUCGGUCCUCAACCAAAACAGACCCAGAGUUCUUUGUUGAUCAUCCGGUCUCUGCCUUCUGUCGUGCCACCACUUUUUAACACUGACCACAGGGACAACAUGCAGAUAUCUUGUCGAGAAAACACAGCGUGGUAUGAAUGCUGCUCAGGCAACACAUUGUUUGUAAAUCCGUGUACAAUAAGAGAAUUUAAGAAAAAAAAAGAUUAUUGGAGCAGUAUUUGGAGACUGUUUAUUACAUUAGCCGUAUACAGUUGAUGCAUCAUCACAGGUUGAGUCAGGACCAAAUGUAGACUCCAUACGAUCAUAAUGGUCAAUUUUCAGUACCGUUGUUAGUAAAAAUACACGCAGUGCAAUGCCAUCAGUUCCACUUGUGCCUCAUGUUGAGUAUUGCGAUUAAUCGUGUGCAGUAACUUAGUUAGACUUGUUCUUUAACACUUCUGGUUGUGUCACAUUUGUAGAAACCCUCUGUAGUAGUUUCCAUAGAGAGAGAUGACGAAAGGGAGGUUUCUCUCACUCAUGACUUAUAAUAUGUUCCUCGUGGUCUACCAUAGUGGCCUUAUGUUUAAUGAACAAAGGAAAGCGUCAUUUCAUCUUCAUUAGACUCUGUUUCUCUGCUGACCCAGGGGUCUGUAAUUAUGUAUAAGCACAGUUUUACGUAUAUGUAGCACAGUAAAAUAUUCUGAAUCAUUCCUUUAACUCUUCUCUCCUCUCUGUAUGACAGGUUUAUGCACCAUGAAAUAGCUGUUAACCAAUAAUGAAAGAUUAUUAUUUUGAUAGAAGACAUUUUUAGCCUCACAUAUAAUGUUGUGUAUAUACUCAAAUGUGAUAGAGAAGCACACAGCACGUCAGUUUCAUAUCUCCACAUUAUGGAUUGUAUAGGAGGUGAGCGUACUGUAUGUGUGCGCGUGUGUGCCUGUGCGUGUGUGUGCUGUAUCAUGUAGGCAUGUGUUUCUAUGCAGAAAUACAAAUAAAAUCCAUUCCCCCUGGUGUUGAA
This is a messenger RNA of Scophthalmus maximus (turbot), 4332 nucleotides long. RefSeq names its product potassium voltage-gated channel, Shaw-related subfamily, member 4 (gene kcnc4). The record is from RefSeq and is a predicted model, not a curated record. Lineage: Eukaryota; Metazoa; Chordata; Actinopteri; Pleuronectiformes; Scophthalmidae. Gene Ontology annotation, biological process: protein homooligomerization; potassium ion transmembrane transport. The coding region runs from base 781 to 2577 and encodes 598 amino acids. Gene Ontology annotation, cellular component: dendrite membrane; voltage-gated potassium channel complex; axon. The transcript is spliced from 4 exons. Gene Ontology annotation, molecular function: protein binding; delayed rectifier potassium channel activity.